Molecule: messenger RNA, 1604 nt
Organism: Paraphaeosphaeria sporulosa
Lineage: Eukaryota; Fungi; Ascomycota; Dothideomycetes; Pleosporales; Didymosphaeriaceae
Product: Zn-dependent exopeptidase
Exons: 3
Biological process (GO): proteolysis
Molecular function (GO): metallocarboxypeptidase activity; zinc ion binding
Source: RefSeq, a predicted model, not a curated record
UGUUCAACAACAUGAGAGCUGCGCAAUUGGCGCUAUUCGCGUCCACAACAUUAGCUCAAUCACAGUAUGGAGAGAACCACGUUAAUGUAAAUCUAGACUCACAGCUGGUGGAGCAAAAAGCAUUUCCCGCACCAAAUACCACCCUACUCAGUCCUGCAUUCUUGAAGAGUGGAAAUGCUUCCUUCGAUCCAGGCUGGUUUACAGGAAGCGAAGGCGCGACAAGUCAAGACGAACUUACAUCUUUCUUGAGCGAUCUCGCUGCCAACAAUCCAUCUUGGAUGUCGUUCCAUGAGGCAGCUUUUCUGAGCGAAGAAGGCAACACAUUCCCAUAUGUCUAUCUUUCGACUUCACAGAAUAAUUCUGCCACCGGCUAUGACCCAGGAAAACUAAGAGUUUGGAUCCAAGGAUCCGUCCACGGCAACGAGCCCGCUGGUGAUGAGGCCACUCUUGCACUGCUGGGAGCCAUGGACGCCAACUCAACAUGGGCAGCCACCUUCCUUGAAGCAAUGGAUGUUAUUGUUCUCCCACGCUACAACCCCGAUGGAAAUGCUUAUUUCCAGCGUACCCUUGCCACAAACUUCGAUCCUAACCGCGACCACAUUAAACUCGCACGUCAACAAACUCGCGACAUCAAGGAGUGGUUCAGCGCGUUCUCACCCCACAUCGCCAUCGACAUGCAUGAAUAUGGCGCAGCAACGCGCUAUUCGGUGAACUACAGCAACGCAGCAGAUGGCAUGUACAGUGCCGCCAAGAAUCUUAACAUCCAUCCCUCGAUUCGCGAGCUGUCUGAGAACGUCUUCGCGCCGGCCAUAAAUGUAUCUCUGUUGUCGAAAGGUCUGAGAGGCGAACCCUACAUGACCGCUGCACGCACCAAUCCUCCACGUCUCGAAGAAGCCGGCACGGACGGAAAGAUCGGACGCAACGCCAUGGGACUGACACAAUGCGUUACGUUCCUUUUCGAAACACGCGGAAUUGGCAUCGCCAGUCAAUCAUUCGCGCGUAGGACGUUGGCGGGCUUGCAAAUGAUCCUCGGUGUAUUGGAAACAGCACGAGACCAGAAGCAAGAGGUACAUGACACGAUCUCAGGCGCGAUUAGUGAUUUUGAGAAGAGCGACGAGGACAUCGUGAUCACGGACUAUACGAGCUUUGCGAACAGAACAUACACGAUGGUUGACCGUCGCACCGGUGAUGUCGUGCAAUUGCCAGUGGAGUUCGCAUCCACAACACCCGUGACCGCAAACUUGACCCGUGCCAGACCUGAAGGCUACGUGAUCCCCCGCGCAUGGGCUGAUCUCGCCGAGCGCCUGCGGGUCUCUGGAUUGGAGAUUGAGACGAUAAAAGACGUUUUUAAAGAAGAGGUGGAGGUGUACAACAUCACGUCGUCCCAGCUUGCAAAGAGUUACUACGAAGGCGCUGUAUUGAACACUGUCACGACCGACACGACUACCCGGGAAGUGAAUCUGCCUGCUGGCAGCUUUUUUGUGAGCAGUGCGCAGAAAAACGCUGGACUUGCAUUUGUGGCGCUGGAACCAGAGAAUAUUGAUUCCUAUGUCAGCUUUGGAAUCGUGCCAAUGGAGGUUGGGGAUCUGUAUCCCGUUUUCAGG